Molecule: messenger RNA, 1963 nt
Organism: Carassius gibelio (silver crucian carp)
Lineage: Eukaryota; Metazoa; Chordata; Actinopteri; Cypriniformes; Cyprinidae
Gene: ccn4a
Product: cellular communication network factor 4a
Exons: 5
Coding region: 129-1217 (362 amino acids)
Biological process (GO): cell adhesion; signal transduction
Cellular component (GO): extracellular region; extracellular matrix
Molecular function (GO): integrin binding; heparin binding
Source: RefSeq, a predicted model, not a curated record
UGGAUCAAGGUGUGUGUAUGUGUGUGGUGCUCUCAGCUCACUAAAUGAAUGGAUCCUGCUCGCGAAUGGGCGAUUUUUCAAGAAUCAUCUAAUUCUGGAUUCAAUGCAUUUAUCACUCGGGAUCAGUGAUGACUUGGCUUCUGAUGUGGGUUCUACUAUUUGCUUGUGUACCACAGAUUCACAGAGCAUUUGCCCAGGAUUCCUCUAAGAUGCUGUCCACACCAGACCCCGUCACCCCGGAGCCCUAUAACCACACUCAGUACUGCCAAUGGCCCUGCAAAUGUCCUAAAACUCCCCCCACCUGUCCGCCAGGUGUGAGCUUGAUCAUGGAUGGCUGCGAUUGCUGCAGAGCAUGUGCCAAACAGGUAGGGGAGGUUUGCAACGAGAAAGAAAACUGUGACCAUCAUCGUGGCCUUUACUGUGAUUACAGCGCAGACAAGCCUAGGUACGAAAAAGGAGUAUGUGCCUAUCUGCCAGGCACUGGCUGUGAGCACAAAGGUGUGAUCUUUCGCAACGGCCAGAGCUUCCAGCCCAAUUGCAAAUACCAGUGUGUGUGUGUGAAUGGGGCGAUCGGAUGUGUGUCGCUGUGUAAUGAGUCUCAGCCUCCCAGGGUUUGGUGCCAGAACCCCCGGCGAGUUAAAAUCCCCGGCCGCUGCUGUGAGCAGUGGAUCUGUGAUGAGUCCAGGAGGGGGCGCAAGACAGCACCAAGACACACAAUGGCUGCCCUGUCUAGUGUAAAGGACGACUGGCACAAGAACUGUGUGACCCAGACAACCUCCUGGAGUCCCUGCUCAAAGACCUGCGGCCGUGGUGUAUCUUUACGCAUUACUAACAGCAACAAGCAGUGUAAGAUGGUCAAAGAGAGCAGACUCUGCAACAUCCGGCCUUGCAAAGUGGACAUCACAAAACACAUCAAGCCUGGAAAGAAGUGCUUGAACGUCUACAGGGAGGAAAAGCCACACAACUUCACUAUCUCAGGCUGCACCAGUACAAACACUUACUGGCCCAAGUACUGUGGAGUGUGUAUAGAUGAGCGCUGCUGCAUCCCUUACAAAUCUAAGACUGUUGAGGUCGACUUUCAGUGCCCGAACGGAUCUGGCUUCAGCUGGCAGGUCAUGUGGAUUAACGCCUGCUUCUGCAACCUGAGCUGUAAAAACCCCAAUGACAUAUUUACAGAUCUAGAACAGUACCAUGACAAAGGUGAGGUUGGAAACUGAAUGUAUGAGACCUUGCAGAAAAAAACAAUAGAAAAAUUAUUAGGGUGAAAAGCCAUAGAUUUUUUUUUAAUCAUAUUUAAUAUGAGACUUUUUCCUAUCGGAAAAACUUAAAUAUAUCCUAAUAUAUUCUAUUUUAAGACUGUGGCCUAUUGCAACCAAAUUGAUCAUAUAAGCUAGUCAUUUCAACCAAGAUUAUGCCGUUUUUGGUGACAAAAAAAACUUUUGUACAAAUGAUAUGUAAAAAAAUAUGUAGUUAAAAUCUUUAAUUUAUACAGAUUCUAUUAAAAAAAGAAAUGAUUAUUGCUUUUAUAUAUUGAUAAUGUAGUUUUUGUAAUGUCAUGCGCUUUUCCACAUUUAUUCUCUUGAAUGACACUUGUAGUCCUUGGCAUGAGUUUUGCCUUAUAACAUUUGUAUAGACGCAGUUUUCAUUUAAUUAUCGAAUAAAGAGACAAAAAAGGUUAAGUAACAAGCUUUUUAUUUUCCUUUUUUUUUUUUAAAUAAAUACAGACUGUUAUUCCAUUAAAAAUGCAGUGCAUCAGAUUGUUUUACAUGUUUAUAAAGCAGAGUGUUUACCAAGCUGCAAUCAUUUGUUUUAGUGUGUGUGAAAGAGCAGGUCAGUCGCUUAUAUUUUUCUGAGCAAUCCUUUAUGUUACUCUUUCAAAGCCUUGAGGGAAAAAAAAAAGCAUCCAGUCCAAGAAGAGGAUUCCAUGGCACGAUUUGUUCUGUUGUGCUUGAUUGCAUAGAAA